Molecule: messenger RNA, 1091 nt
Organism: Oryza brachyantha (malo sina)
Lineage: Eukaryota; Viridiplantae; Streptophyta; Magnoliopsida; Poales; Poaceae
Product: psbP domain-containing protein 2, chloroplastic
Exons: 3
Coding region: 122-838 (238 amino acids)
Biological process (GO): photosynthesis
Cellular component (GO): photosystem II; photosystem II oxygen evolving complex; extrinsic component of membrane
Molecular function (GO): calcium ion binding
Source: RefSeq, a predicted model, not a curated record
AGUCCACUGGCAAACGGCUGUUGGCCUGUCGACGUGUCAUAUACGGUGAUAACGAGCAGGCGCCGCGCUAGCCGCCGGCGGAGCGACGAGCAGGCCACUGCCACCGCCACCGCCAAGCGCCAUGCCACUCGUCGGUUGUCCGGCGCCGAGGCUCACCGGCCGGGCCCAGCGCCCUCCUCCGCCGCGCUCCUCCGCGCCUAGGCGCGCCUCCUCCCCUCCUCCGCUGCUUUCAAGGAGGGCGGCGUCCGCCGUUUCGCUGCUCCUCGCCGCCCUCCCCUUCCCCGCCUCGUCGCUGCGACUCCCCGCGGCAUCCGCGAAGGAAGAGGAGGCGUCAGAGGCUAGAAGAGGGGGUGCGGGGGAGCUGGAGCUGGAGCGGUACGCUGACCGAGACGAGGGCUUCACCCUCCUCAAGCCCGCCUCCUGGCCCAAGGUGGAGAAGGCAGGGGCGACGGCGCUCUUUCAGCAGGAGGGGCAAGGGAGCAACAAUAUUGGGGUUGUUGUUAAUCCCGUCCGGCUAUCGACGCUGACAGAGUUCGGCACGCCACAGUUUGUCGCCGAGAGGCUGAUUCAGGCUGAGAAGAAAAAGGAAAGCACCAAAUCUGCAGAGGUUAUUUCUGUUGGGGAGAGAUCAGGCCAUGAUGGACUGACAGUGUAUGAAAUCGAGUACCUACUGGAUAGUACAAGGGGAGGGAUGAAGAGGAUAUUUUCGGCUGCAUUUGUUGCUUCUAGGAAGCUCUACCUGCUAAAUAUAACCCACUCAGAUAGCCAGCAGAAGCCCCUGGAUAGCCAGACUAGAAAUGUUCUGGAACAAGUCCUCCAUUCUUUUGAUUCUGUAUAGUUUGUUUCUUUUAAGAGGAGAGGCAUGCCUAUCUCUUAUCUGUUCCCAUAACAUGUGUCUUUGUGCGAUCGUAUUCCAAAUGUAUGUAUUUUUGUGUUAAUAUGCUAUUUUUGGCAACAUAAUUAUAAUAUGUUUCCCAAAUAUGUAUCAGUUCUUUGAUUCUUUCAGCAUCUUUGGAACCUUUGUUUAGGAAACAGAAGCAUGUUUUAUACUACAUUCCGGGGAAUCUUCCAUUGCUUAAUCAUGCUUGCAU